AUGAGUGUUCAACAAGAACCACGCAUUAGUCAAUUAAUACCAACAAUAAAAUGUUCGGAUUGUGGGGAAACAGUGGAAUUUAGAAGACUUGGGGAACAUUUAUGUCAAGGGGCUCCCGCUGUUCCCGCUUUACCUAGUUCUUAUAAGAAUAAUAAUAGUAAUCUUGGGAACAGCAAUAUGCGAAUGGACAAUAUGCCAAAUAUGAAUAAACCUUCCAAUAAUUUCAACUCCUCUUUAUCUGUCUCAAAUAAUUCAAAUGAAAAUCUAAAUGGUAGCAUUCAACACGGAAGACCUCUUACUGGAAAACCUGUUAAUUCAAAUUAUCCAACUCCACAUACUUCUUCUUCAACUGUAUCAUCAUCAUCUUCUGCUUCUAAAGAAUAUUUUGAUAAUGAUAGACAAUUAAAUAAUCAAAUGAUUACACCUCCUAUUCAACAAUCUCCUCCUUCCCCUAAUCAUCAUUAUCAACAGCAACAACAUUAUCAAGCAUAUGGUGGUAUUGGUGGAAAAGUUUAUCCCAAUAUUGAUCCAGAUGAUAUGAUGACGAAUCAAAUACCACCACCACAACAAUCACCAGAUAAUCAUAUCAAAAAAAAUUAUAAUAAAGAUAAAAGUCAUAAAAAUGGUAAUGUUGGUUCUAUUUCAUCAACAAAAUCUGGAUCUGGUUUUGAUGAUUUAAUGGAAGAUUUAUUAAGAGAAAUGGAUAAUAUGCAAACUCCUUCACAAAAAAUUAAAGAUAUUUGUGCUUAUUGUAACAAACCAAUUGGUGAUUCAUCUCCCUUGUGGGCAUUGGGUAAAUCGUGGCAUUCUCAUCAUCUCCUUUGUGCAGAAUGUAAAAAACCCAUUAAUCCAGAUAUUGGACAUGUGGAAAAGGAAGGAAGAGUUUAUUGUCCGGAUGAUUUUACCAAUUUAUUUUUACCCAAAUGUCGUAGAUGUAAAUUGCCGGUUCAAAAAGAAGCCAUAACUGCUAGUGAUGGAAAAUUGGAAGGAAAGUGGCAUGUCACUUGUUUUGGAUGUCACAAUGCACCAUAUUGUAAACGACAUUAUCAUAAACUUAAUAAUUCUCUAUGUAGAAAGUGUGAUCAACCUAUAGAAGGUCCAUGUGCACAAACUGAUGAAGGAUGGAGAUAUCAUCCGGGAUGUUUUGUUUGUUAUAGAUGUCAAUACCCUCUCACGGAUGUUUAUUAUAUUUACGAUAAUGAACAUUAUUGUGAAACUCAUAUAAUGGAAAUUCAACAACGACAACAGAUUCGGGCGGAAAAACGACAAACGAUGUUUCGAAAUAUUUCAUAA
Molecule: messenger RNA, 1293 nt
Organism: Diversispora eburnea
Lineage: Eukaryota; Fungi; Glomeromycota; Glomeromycetes; Diversisporales; Diversisporaceae
Source: the annotation of a GenBank genome assembly